UGUGUGACUCUACAACAAACUACAACAAUGGCAUCUUCAAAUUCACCAUGUGCAGCAUGCAAGUUUCUACGCCGAAAAUGUCAACCAGAAUGUGCAUUUGCACCUUAUUUUCCACCUGAUCAACCACAAAAAUUUGCAAAUGUUCAUAGAAUUUUUGGAGCAAGUAAUGUUACAAAGCUUCUUAAUGAUUUACAUCCUCACCAACGUGAAGAUGCGGUUAAUUCACUUGCUUAUGAAGCCGAAAUGAGACUUCGCGAUCCGGUUUACGGUUGUGUAGGUGUAAUUUCUCUCCUUCAACAUCAACUUCGUCAACUUCAAAUGGAUCUUUAUUGUGCAAAAUCCGAACUCUCCAGGUACCAAAACUUGAGUCUCGCAGCUACUGCCGGUCAUGGACUCAUAACCGGUUUGACAGGUGAAUCUGUCACGGCCACAACUAAUUACCACCACACGCAGAACAACACUGGUGGUGGUAAUAUUAAUAGUAAUGGCCGUGACCGUGACCAUCAUUAUCAUCAUCAAUUUUUUCCAAGGGAUCAACAUCAACAUAAUUUGGUUAGAAAUUUUGAUGCUGGAAUUGGGAAUAACUAUGAUGCUAGUCUUUUGGCUAUGAAUAUAUCUGCAAGCUUAGGUCAGAUUAAUCAGCUUCAACACCAUAGUGCUGCCGGCGGUGGUGGUGACGACCGCCGUACUAUUAACCGCACCUAGGGUUUCUUAUUUCUAUAGGUACUAAAAUUAAUGUUUUUCAUUUAAUUUUAAAGUCUGUCAUCUAUCAUC
Molecule: messenger RNA, 774 nt
Organism: Trifolium pratense (red clover)
Lineage: Eukaryota; Viridiplantae; Streptophyta; Magnoliopsida; Fabales; Fabaceae
Product: protein ASYMMETRIC LEAVES 2
Exons: 1
Coding region: 28-705 (225 amino acids)
Source: RefSeq, a predicted model, not a curated record